This is a messenger RNA of Podarcis lilfordi (Lilford's wall lizard), 8911 nucleotides long. Lineage: Eukaryota; Metazoa; Chordata; Lepidosauria; Squamata; Lacertidae. The record is from the annotation of a GenBank genome assembly.
GCAUCCGGAGGCCGUCUGGCUCUAUGGUCGGCCGAAAAAAGAGUCAGCUGCGAAGACGGGCCUGGCCGGCCGGGAAGGAAGUUUGGACCCUGUGGCGGUUUCUCGAUGCUGUUUUGGGGCUGGGAAAGUGCGGGGGUGGGGGCGGCGGCGGUUCGGGGACCCUUCGGCGGCGACGGGAGAGAGGUGAGUGGCAAAAGCGGCGAGGGUUGGCUGGAAACCUGAGGGAGACGGGGCGGCAGGCGCGGGUUUGUGGGAGCCGGGUUUGAGGAAAGCCCUGUGGGCUGGUGGGAUGGUCCCUCUCUCCUCUCGGCCUCCCUCAGCGCCUGGCACAACUCUUUCAACACCUUCGCGACAGGCGGAAAACCACCAGGUCUGGUUUCUCCCCGUUAAGUGAUGCAACGACGGGGGAAGCUCUACCUGUCGGGUUUCUGCCUGUUUGCCUUUAAGGAAGCCAACGCACACCCCCUGGAAGCUCUUCUCAGAAAAGGCGCGCCCACGUGUCGGCCUUAAAUCUUUAACCUCAGCCUUUUUAAAGCUUCUGUUUCUGUGGAUCACAGCAGCAGAGGAAGCUGCUUUAUCCCCAGCCGGAACUGUGUGGUCCACCCAGCUCAGGGUUGAUGUCUACACCGUCAGCAGCUUUCCAGGUUGAAAGGGGUAAUUAUUAUUUAUUUAGGUUUCAUGGGGGAUAUUGAAGGGGAUUUGCUUCUGAGCUGUGCUCCUGACCCGCUUGUGGGCUCCCUGUUUAGGCAACUGGUUGUGCCACUGUGGGGAAUGGGAUGCUGGUCUAGACAUCUGACCCAGCAGGGAUGUGACCUUACGAUGGACUUUAGUUAUGAUCCAGUAAGGCAGUUCUUACGUUCUUUGUUGACAGAGCAGGAUCCUGUUCAAAUAAUUGCUGUACCAGUUUUAACAUGCCUGCCUUGUUCGUGUCAAAUAUACGUAUUUUCACCUGUCCCAAACUCCUAGGGUUGGAUAGGUUUAAAAUCUUUAUCAGAAAACAGCAUUAAUCUUGCAAUGCUCAUCUAGUGAGUAUCCUUUUACGGUCUCUCUCUCUCUCCCAUUUCUGUGUUAUCACUCCCAGUACUAUCUGUGCAAGAUACACUUAGGCCCGGGUUUUUGUUUUUGUUUUGUAAUCUGUCUCUGUUAGGUUUCCCGUGCCUCUCUCAGGGCUACACCUGGGAAACCACACCAAAGAAUAGUAAUGUGAAUGCCAGAAGAUGCCAAAAGUACACUUUGGGUUUUGAACAAUGGGUAGAUUGGAGGGCCCUUCCAUAAGCUUCAGUUGGAGUAACAUGUUUUGUUUGGUUGUUGUUCACUUUCAGAUGCUGAUGCGACUGGCCUCUAGUCAGUGAGAUGUGUGCUUGAUACUUUAAGACAUCGCUGGAUUUUGCCUAGCCAGUGGGCAGGCCCCUGCUUCAGCAAUGGCUCCACAGUUCCGCAGUUAUGUUUGGGAUCCUGCUCUUAUCCUUUCCCAGAUCACACUCAUGCAGGCAAUUUACUAUAGCUCGCUUGGGCUCUGGUUGGCUGUGGUGGACAGCCUAGUUCACAACAGCCCGUCCCUUGAUCAGAUUUUCAACUACGAGGUAGGAUAUUAUUCAUUUUGGGAAAUCCUGACAGCUAGAAGAUUUUGAAAACCAACCUUGCAGGCUAAGAGAAUUGUUGUUUACGUCUCCUACUUUUUGGUAUCCAGGGGAAUCCUUGAGUCAGUCUUUCCCAACCUUGGGUAGAAGUUGGAGUUAAAAGUGCAGAUCAGAGUGAAUGGAGAGAUGUUGGAAGGAAAAGGAAUUGACCAGUGCAAGAAACGCUGUCCCUGUUUGGGUUGUGGUGCCUGUAGAUCAGGAGUGGAGGGAAGUCAUGUGAGUGUGAAUAACAGUUGAGAGGCAGGACAGUAUGUCAGACUUUGCCACCACUCUUGACAGCCUUCUCCUUCAACCUCCAGCCACCCCUUUGCUCCUGGCUUCCUGUUCUACACAAUCACACACAUCAUGACCACCAGCUCCUCAGUCCAGAGGAAGGGUGAUCUGGAUUGUGUGUUCCCCUUCUUAAUCUCCAGUAUUUAAACAAGUAUGACAUUAACACAGUUUCGCAGAUUGCAUUCUGUAACAUUUGUAUUUAAAUUUUACAUACAUUUGUAUGCAGAUUUUUGGUUUGCAUAGACAAGUUUAUUACAAGAUCUGUCAGAAAUGAAUUUGCACUUUUGCAAAUGGCUGCCUUUGCGAUAGCAAAAUUAAGAUGAUUUUGUAUGAUCAUUUAGAUAUUGUUUAUUGUGGAGAGGACAUGUUGUGUAUUGAUAUUGCUAAUAGGAACUGAUAUUAUUUCUUUUUUUAAUUUAUUCAAAAGUUUAUUCCCUUGUCUUCCCAUUCAAAAAGAAAAAGGAAAUGCUUAUAAAACAAAGGGCACAUAGUUCAGUGUUAGAACUUCUGCUUUGCAUAUGCAGAAGGUCCCAAGUUCAUUCCCCAACCUCUUGAGUUAGGAAUGUCCCAUGUCUGGGACCCAAAGAGUCAAUGUCAUUUAGUGCAAACAAUACUGUACUGAGUUUGAUGGGCCAAUGUUCUGAAUCGGUAUAAGACAGCUUCCUGUGUUCUUCUAACAACCCACUAUUCCAACACUAUUACCAAACUAGAAAUAGCAUCAAAGAAGAAGAACCCAAAAUGGUCUGUUGUGUGCGACCUUGUAAAAGUUUGUAUGAUGUCAGUAGAAUAUUUCUCCCCCAAAGGGCAGUUUCCUCUACCUACCUUCAUGUGUUUUUUUCACUAUAAUGGUUAUUCCUGGUGUUUAGUAUCAUUUCUACAGAAGAAAACUCUGAAUACAACAAUUCACUUUUAUCACUACCCAAAGUUUCUAGUGAUGUCAGAUCAAGGAUUUGGAUAUAAAUGUUUAAGUAGAGACAUUGUUACAGGGCAGAUCAGCUGUGGGAAAGAUUUGUGGUGUUCUUCCUUUGGAGUGAGUGAGUCUGCCUGGGAUGGUUACAUGCCCAUAAAACAGUCUCUUCAAUGGAGUCUGAAAAGAUAAGACAAAUCUAGAGAGUCCUCUGUGCCUCUCCUUUGCCUGGCUGCAUCUGUCCUUGAGCUAUGAUCAUGCCUUUUGCUUGUCUGGAUGGACAGAAGAGUGUGUAGAAAACUCUUACCUGGAUGGAACGUUGUUGUUUAGUCGUGUCCGGCUCUUCAUGACCCCAUGGACCAGAGCACGCUAGGCCCUCCUGUCUUCCACUGCCUCCCGCAGUUUGGUCAAACUCAUGUUGGUAGCUUCGAGAACACUCUCCAACCAUCUCGUCCUCUGCCGUCCCCUUCUCCUUGUGCCCUCCAUCUUUCCCAACAUCAGGGUCUUUUCCAGGGGCCUCUUCUCAUGAGGUGGCCAAAGUAUUGGAGCCUCAGCUUCAGGAUCUGUCCUUCCAGUGAGCACUCAGGGCUGAUUUCCUUAAGAAUGGAUAGGUUUGAUCUUCUUGCAGUCCAUGGCACUCUCAAGAGUCUCCUCCAGCACCAUAAUUCAAAAGCAUCAAUUCUUCGGCAGUCAGCCUUCUUUAUGGUCCAGCUCUCACUUCCAUACAUCACUAAUGGGAAAACUAUAGCUUUAACUAUACGGAUCUUUGUUGGCAAGGUGAAUGGAAUGUAGCCUAGUAUAAAAAGUGCGAGUUACAUCAGUCGCUUCACCCACUUUUGUCUCUGGCCCCACCCACCACCAGCAUCUGUCUCCUGGAAGGUUGCCUAUGAAGGAAUGUACCUGGAGGCUGAAAAAGACUCUCCACUCCUGUUACAUAAUUUUAUCAAUUGCUAUUGACUACGGCAUCAGGCUAGCCACUGUUUCAAACUGAAUCCGAAUUACGUGGCCCCUGAUAUGAUCCAAUUGAGCUCCUCUUAACCUGCAACUAGCCCUGGGGGUGAAGUGGCCAUGACUGGGGAAGGGAGCUAAUUAACUUCAACAGCAUAUUCCUCCCCAGCCUUAUACUCCUCUGCCAUAACUUCCUCUUUCUAGCCCCAGCUGAGGCUUUGAAGUACAGUAGAGUGAACACAAGCCUAAAUGGCAGAAGAAGACCUCUGUAGAGACAAAAACCCAACUGCUUGUUUCUGCCCCAGUUAUCUCUCUCAUAAGAACACAAGAAGAUCCGUGCUGGGUAUUCUGUCUAGUCCCGUGUCCUGUUUCCCAUGGUGGCCAACCAAGAAGCCCAUGAGCAGGGACAUGAGAACUACUCCCCUCUCUGAAGCUACUGAGUGGAAGUGAGCCUGUAGUGGAUAUUGUGUAGUGGAUCCAGUAGUGCAUAUUGUGAAGUCACAGAAAUUGUUAGGCUGAGAGGAGAGAACCUUGUCUUAGCCCCGGGGUGGGGAACCUUUGUAAGCCCAGAAGCCGCAUUCCUUUUGGGAGAAGCAUUCUGAGGGCCACAUGCUGAUGGUACUAGUGAUGGGCAGGGUGAGAGGCAGACAUGGACAGAGCAGUGGAUGUGAGCUUUACCUUUGUAUAGGAGGCUACUAUCCAGCUAUACAAGGUUUCUCUCAGAUUUUUUUGCGGGGUGCAUGGGACAUUACAGGUGUGAAGAGAGGAAACUGAAGUCCUUGGACACCAGUGGAAGCCCACUUCUCACAACUGAAUUCCACCCAGGGAAAUUAGAGCCAGACCUUCUCAUGGCUCUUGCCAUCAGAUUGACUUUGAGCACCGCAGUACUGUAAUGUAGGUUUCAUUUGGGAUCUCUGUGCUUUCUGUCCUCAUCUCUAUUGGGAGAAUAGGGCAGGAAUAAGUUUGACACCUGCCCAUCUCUGUGGAAGUCUGUCCAAUGCAUAGACAGCAAUGGUUACAAUGCUUCAUGUUUGAAAUAGCAGGACUUUUGCCUGUGCUGUCUGCAACUCUGCUGUUUUCCAACUUUUGUAAGCAGAAAUGAUGACCAGCUUAGGGACUCUGUGGAGCGUGCCUUAUCGCCGCCUGCUGACCUUGGCAAACUGCAUGAGGUAGUGAUUUAUGAUAGCCUGGAUUUUGGUGGCAGUUGUAAGUUUUCAGUUCUGAGUUGCCGAAAAACUGCAGUUAGUGUACUGUGACAGUUGGCCUUUCUAUUCAGUCCUUUCUAUGAAAAUAACUGGAGACAGAGGCUCAUGCAGACAUUGAUUUAUCUUGGCUGGAUUGCCUGUUUUGAAAACUUUAACCACUGAGUUGUAUUUUAGAUCAGGAGGUUCCAGACAGUGGUGUGUGGACCACUAUUGGGCCAUGAACUUCUUGCAGGUUGUCAAUGCUAUGGAAUUUCAAUUGCAAUACAAAAAAAGAAGCAGCAAGAAAAGUACAAUUAAAAAUAUCACAGUAUCUUAGCAGAGUGUAUUACAAAUAGUACAAGUGGUGGGGGGGGGGAAUCAUUUAGUGGCCCACCAAGAAUAUCAGCAAUUUUCAAGUGGCUCAGUGGGGGUGGGGUGCAAGUUUGGGAACCACUGCUUCAGGUCCUUUGGAAUUUCACAAAAUCAAGAAAAUGUGUGUAAUUUAUGCAGUUUCAGAUAGGGAGGAGUGGUUUUUAGCCUCAAAACAUAGACUGAUCUGUUCUGUAGAAGCAAAUGGAACCCACUUCAGCCAUAGGGCAACUUUUGCAAAAUAUAUAAAUCCAUUCUGGCAUUGUAUCAAUAUCCCUUGUGAUUUUAUACAUUUACUGGGGGGUUAUUGUUUUACUUCUAGUUAUGGUAUGUAUUUUUGUGUUUUUAUAUUGUAAACUGCCUUAUUAUCUUCGGAUAAAGGGCAGUAUAUAAAAUUAACUAAUAGUAGUGGUAGUAAUAAUAAUAACAACAACAACAACACCAAAAACUCAGCCCUGGCUGAUUUUUGUAGAUAUAAUUAAACUUGUACAUACAAAUCUGCACUCCUAGAAAAAGAAAUUGUUUUUCUGCCUUGAAGGUAAACGAAGCAUUAUGUGGAAUGGAAUGCAUGGAUGGGGAAGAGGAGUCAAAUAAAUCUUGAGUUGGUUGCCAAUUUAUCCCAGUGGCUGUUUUUCUCCUUGUAACCCUGUGCAGGUUUUGGGGUUCUCCACCUCACCUGGCAGACUUGCCAUGAUGGCUUUUAUCCUGAAUGCACUUUCCUGGUAAGUUGGCUUUUUGAAUGUGCAUUUCUGACACUUCUGAUCGCCAUUUUGUUUCUUUCAAGUACAAACAUUUUUUUUCCAGCAAUCAAAUAUCCUUUGCUGAAAACCGUAGUAUUCUCACAGUCUGUGUUGUAAUGCAGAAGCAGGCAUAGCUAACAUGGUAUCCUUCAGAUGUUUAGAACUACUUCCAUCAGCGCCCAGCCAGCGUGGCCAAUGGUCGGGAAUGAUAGGAGCUGCAAUCCACAAUGUUUGGAGGGCACCAACUUGCCUAAACAUGUGCUAAGGAAUGUUGCGAGAAAGCUGCUUGUAGGAAUUGACUAACUUGUCUUAAGGCUCUGGCUGCCAUUGGUUGAACUGCUCAGACUCUAUAGAUGGACAGGGCAAAAUGUAAGUUCUUGGGGGAAAUGGGUGGAAGAUGAGGGAUAGGAAAAGAGGAAGGAGGAGCCUAAGGAGGCAACAGGCAAAGGGAAGGGGGGAAUCGUGGAAAGCAGGUUUAGAAGAAAGAGUUGCUUGAAGGAAUGAAAGCAAGAAAGGGCUAGAGGAAAGUCUCAGAGAGGUUUAAGAAAUCUGGGAAAAGAGAAUGGGCAAAGAGAGGAUAAGGACACGUGAUCAAGAGCUGCAGGGCUUGGAACAAGUUGGUGCUCCACAUUUCUUUGAAAUAUCAGCCAAAUAGCUGCUGUCCUUUAAGGCAUAUGAGCAUGAGUAUUUAUAGUCUUCCACCCUCCCACAAGAGAGAUAUGUUUUACCUCAAGAGCAGCCAGGAGAGGAAGAGUAGUUGCCAGAUCAAAGGUUUUCAGCCAUAAAUAUUCCUAACAGCCUAAAAAUACCCUACAUGUAAAUAAGAAGAACAGAGAGCUAUAGCCUUAGAGUUCCAAGGUUUAAAAACUUAAUUAAAAAGUCCCCACAUGGAGCAAGCUUGUUUUCUCCAUCUCUGGAGGCUGGGACCCAAACUAAUGGAUUUAAAUUACAAGAAAAGAGAUUUUGACUAAUAAACACCAGGAAAAACUUUCUUACAGUAAGAGCUGUUGGACAGUGGAACAGACUCCCUCAGGAGGUGGUGGACUCUCCUUCCUUGGAAGUUUUAAAGCAGUGGUUGGAUGUCCAUCUGUCAUGUAUGAUCCCAUUGAGAUUCCCGCAUUGCAAGGGGUUAGACUAGAUGACCCUCAGGAUCCCUUCCAACUCUCCAAUUCUAUGAUUCUAAGAUAACUCUUGUACUUCUUAGUGCAGGAUAAAUAUAAAAAUGUCUGAAAACUUUCUGUUGCUGAAUUCCUUCUUUCCUCAUUGCUACGGUUUCAGGUAAAAUAUUUUCUCCCCUCCCCUUUACAGUGCCAUAGGCUUGCUGUAUUUCAUUCGGCGAGGAAAGCAGUGCUUGGAUUUCACAGUCACCAUUCACUUUUUCCACCUGCUGGGCUGCUGGAUUUACAACGCACACUUUCCAACUGCUUUGACGUGGUGGCUUGUACAUACUGUGUGCACGGCACUCAUGGCUGUGAUUGGGGAAUACCUUUGUAUGCGAACAGAACUGAAGGAGAUCCCAUUAAAUUCAACCCCCAAAUCCAACGUAUAGACCCUCGGAAGAUGCUGUUUCUCUCUCUCUCUCUUCCCCACGGCUUCCUCAUCUUGGUGCUAACACAGGAUACGUGAGAAUGUAUUUGAAGCAACCCAGCAUGUCUGUUCUAACUUUUAAAUAAUCUUGCGUGAAAGGUUUGUGAUGCAUCCAUGGGUACAACAUGGGACAAAUCAGAUUUUGAUAAAGCACACUUUGUUGCUUGGGUAGACACACCCAUUUUGCCCAUGCAGCUCAGAACAGAUUCAGCGUUGGACAACAAAGCAACAGGAGCUGGACUGCUUUUGUGAGAUGAACACUGGGUUGCCGGAACUGGAACUGUCAUUUUCUUCAAUAUGGACAAUACCCAGGCAGUUGACUUCACGCAAUGCACAAUAAAAGCUCCAUUCUGCUCCCUCCCCAGUACAUCUCGUAUCUAUUUUCCUUCCAACUGUCUUUUGAAAUUUAAAAAUAAAUAAAUCAAGGAGAUCAGACAAAGUAGGAAGUAUUUCUCACUUGGCUGCUGUGAUUAUAGAACGUUUGGCUAAAGGUGAAGAGGAAAGUGACAAUAUUUAUUGGAUUGUAGAGACUGAUUUUUGGCAAAGCAAAUAAAGACUGUCAUUGUCCAUUGCAGUUUUGCAGCUUAUUGAUCAGGCAGGGUUAUCCUGUUAUUUUAUAUGGCAACAGAGAAGGAAAGAGAGCCAUCAGACAGGAAUAUCGUCCGGGAAGUCACAUCAUCGAAACUUCAAAUCUACCAUCUUCAAGGGAAAAAAUGGCAUGCAGCAAGUUGGCCCGCCGGCCAACAAAGAGGGCUUAGCUGUGGGCUGAAAUGCUUCAGAUGGGCCUUCUUGUUUAUAGUAUUACCAUGAAUGUACUUCCUUUUCUCUGAUCAUCAGAUUCUAGUAUUUAUAAUCAAGGACGCUGUCCUUUUUUGUUAUAGGAGGCUGUGUUGGCAUAUAAAGAACAGCACUAUUAAUGAGUUUUUUAACUGAACCAGAUUAAGAGAAAUAUGCAGCUUCCGAUGUCUCCUACGCACAGAGGCCUGAGUGCCCCUGUCAUACACAGUCAAAACUCUCCUAUUUAAAAAGGGAUGGGAGGUUUGGAAGAGAGAGUUAAUCUGUAACAGCCGGUUGCAGCUGUCAGUGGAACUAUGGGUUUUUCACAAUGAACUUAUUUUCAGACAUGCCACUGAGCCUUUCUUUGUACAUAAAUAUUUGUUGGUGGUAUUGGUUUGUAUAAGUUAUAUUGGUAAGUUAAUGCUUGGCUUGUAAUGGUUAGGGGGAUAAUUUUGCAUAUAGAACUCGAUAAACUGUCUCUCAAAA